GCUGUUAAAUAAAGUAUACCGUUACAAAAUGGACAGAAUCUUGCGUGGAAUAAUGCGGUACCGAGUUUUAGACCGUGCGAGUAUGGUGAAACAGUUUGAACAAGUAAAAGAUAAUCCAGUGCCUAAGGCGAUUUUUUAUACUUGUAUGGACAGCAGAAUGAUCCCGACUAGAUUUACAGAAACGAGCGUCGGUGACAUGUUUGUGGUAAGGAAUGCUGGUAAUUUGGUACCUCACUCAGAACACUUUGUCGAUGAAAUGACUAGCUGUGAACCUGCUGGACUAGAAUUAAGCUGUAUUAUAAAUGACAUAAAACAUGUAAUAGUAUGUGGACACAGCGAUUGUAAAGCUAUGAAUUUGCUUUAUAAAUUAAAAAGUCCUGAAGAAUCCAAUAUUGAACAGCGUAGAAUAUCACCCUUGAAAUCUUGGCUUUGUACACAUGGGCAAACAAGUUUGGAUAAGUUUCUUGCUGCUAAUCAAGAUUUUUCUAAACCAAUGCUAUUCACUGCAGAGACGCCUCAGCGAAAAUUUGUCGCCUACAUAGACCCCGAAAACAAAUUUUGUAUAGAAGACAAACUUUCUCAGGUAAACACUUUACAGCAGCUUCAAAACAUCGCUUCUUAUGGAAUGCUGAAGAAGCGAUUAGAAAGACACGAUUUACACAUACAUGCAUUGUGGUUCGAUAUUUAUACUGGUGAUAUUUAUUACUUUAGUAGAAGGGCAAAACAAUUUAUUAUUAUAGACGAAUCAAGUUACGAUAUCAUAUUAGCAGAGGUUCGAAGAUAUUACUCAUAGUAAAACUAGUAAUGUUAAAUAUAACCCUAAGAGAAAAAAAUAUACUGUGUGUAUAAUUCAUACGAUGUAGAAAUAUUAAAAUAUCAUUUGUUUUGCUUUUGACUGCUAAGCAAAUUUUCCAACAUAUCAAUUUACAACGUCAAUAUACACAGUGUACGUUUUUGUAUGAAUACUCAAGCACGGGA
This is a messenger RNA of Aricia agestis (brown argus), 978 nucleotides long. RefSeq names its product beta carbonic anhydrase 1 (gene CAHbeta). Gene Ontology annotation, molecular function: zinc ion binding; carbonate dehydratase activity. Bases 29 to 793 code for a protein of 254 amino acids. The record is from RefSeq and is a predicted model, not a curated record. The transcript is spliced from 6 exons. NCBI's taxonomy places the organism in Eukaryota, Metazoa, Arthropoda, Insecta, Lepidoptera, Lycaenidae.